AUGGAGGAAUAUCGGUUUUGGUGCCGAAUGCCCUAUUCAGAUGAAAGGAUUCACCGCCCUCCGCCAGGUUACAUUGGGGUUUACACCCGUCAGUUGCAGUACGGGCUUAGGCUCCCACUUCAUUAUUUUGUAACUUUUGUACUAAAUGGGUACAACAACUUGUUGUGCCAGCUAAACCCUGAUCAGCCUCUUAGUUUACACGAGAAGAGGUUUCAAAGAGUCAACGCAGCAGAGUAUCAGCAACAAAAACCUUGGUGGAAGAAGAGUGACCACUUCUUUGUUCUGACUGCCGAGGAACAAGCUGCUACAGCUCGUGCUUCUACUACUGCUGAGAGUUCCGCUGCUGCUGGGACUUCUGCUCCUAUUGUCGAGCGAGCUGAAACAAUUGCUCCAGGAGUUGAAGGAAGUGAAGACGAAGAUGAGCGUCUGCUCAAUAAUUCGUCAGACGAGGAAGAAGAGAAAAAGGACAAACAUGUUAAAACUGUCCAGGAGUUGUCCUCAGGCGAAGAAAUAACCAGGCCGAAGCGGAGGACCAUUAUUAGACCAGGGCAAUUUCAAGCUGCCCAUGUGCCUGCUAAGAAGCCUCGGACUCAGGAAGAGAAGUUGGAAGAACAGAUCGUUUCUCCCGGUCCUGCUGAAAAGAAGGCUGAGUUUCUCCUUCCGAGCCGCUGGUCGAGGCUUAAGAGGUUCAGUCCAAGAGCUAUUCAGAACCACACUCUGGCUGUGGAGAUGAAUGAGAAGCUGAGGCUCAAACAUGAAGAGGCCGAAUGUCAAGCUAACCUCGCUAGGCUUAGAGCCAGAGCCGCCGAGGAAAAGGUCGCAAGGGCCAGGGCUGACAUAAAGGAUCUCCAGACGAAUGCUGAUAUUGUCCGUCAAGACUUGGAGAAGAAUUUGUUCCGACUCAUGGAUCAAGGAGCAGAAUUGCUGAGGAAGUACGAAGUCGAGGAGAUCCCUAGCCUUGAGUCCCGAACUCGAGAGCUUAAAAGCGAGAAGCACAAAAUGGCUAAGGAUUUUCGGCAGAAAUCUUUUACAGCCGAGAAGAAGUCGUUGAAGGAAAAGACUGAUCUAAGAAAUGAAAUUCAACGACUCUAUGAUCAAUUAAAAGCGCAGCAAGAAGAAUCCUCCAACACUCAAGCUGAACUUGAAAAGGCUCAGCAACUAUUGACGGUGCGGAUUUAUACCCAAGCUGAGUAUAACGAGGGCUACGAGAACGGGUUCAACGAUCAAGUGGAGGCUUGGGCCUCAGAUGAGAAGGAUGUUCAUCCGAGGGAGGCCAGCCAAGCUGAAGUCGACUUCCUGGCUCGUCAGGUAGAGGUUGAGGCCCGAGAGGAGGAAGAGGCUGAAAGGACAGAGAAGGAAGCAGCUCAAAAGCUGGAGUUUGAAAAGGCUUUAGUUCAUCUUGCUUCAUCCUCAACUUCUUCAAUUUCCAGUGGCCAAGAUUGUCCUCUUUAG
Messenger RNA from Chenopodium quinoa (quinoa), 1452 nucleotides. Its product is annotated as nexilin-like. The transcript is spliced from 5 exons. The record is from RefSeq and is a predicted model, not a curated record. Lineage: Eukaryota; Viridiplantae; Streptophyta; Magnoliopsida; Caryophyllales; Amaranthaceae. The coding region runs from base 1 to 1452 and encodes 483 amino acids.